ACAGUUUUAUACUAAACACAUUUUUGUUAGUUUUGUAAAAGUUCCUCUGAUUUUGCUGUACACACUUCGCGCAGUUACUUUCUGUUUUCAUUAUUUACUUUGUUCCAGUAGAGUGACAGUGAAUUAUUGUUAUUUAUACGGUUACAAUUUCAGUUACAUUACCUUAACGUCUUUGGAUUUUGUGAAUUGUGUUUCUGUGUUUCGCGCUUUUGGAAACAUCGCAAAAAUGGAUACUCUUUGGGAAGAAGCAGAACACAUUAUCAACUUGACCAAAAAUAAUAACACAGAUUUAGCAGGCAUAAUGAAAAUUGUAGCGGACAGAUACCAAACAGUUUUGUAUAAAAUAAGUGAUCCUCGGACAACCGACUGGCCUUUAAUGCACAGUCCGGUACCAACAAUCAUGAUGGUGUUGGGUUACCUCUACGUUAUCCUCUUUCUUGGCCCAAGGAUGAUGGAAAAUCGGAAACCGUUCAAGUUAAGAGAAGUUCUUGUAAUUUACAACGGUGCACAAGUCCUAUACAGUUUGUUUAUGUUAUAUGAGCAUUUAGUAAGUGGAUGGUUUUGGGAUUAUAGCUAUAAAUGUCAACCUGUGGAUUACUCAAAUAACUACAAAGCACUUAGGAUGGCCAACUUGUGCUGGUGGUACUAUAUAUCUAAGCUAACCGAAUUCGCCGACACGCUCUUCUUUGUUCUACGUAAGAAGGACAGUCAGGUCAGUUUUCUCCACCUCUAUCACCACAGUUUGACGCCCUUGGAAACAUGGAUCCUCGUUAAAUUUAUUGCUGGUGGGCAUGGUACGUUCUCGAACUUGAUCAACAACAUGGUACACGUUGUUAUGUACUUCUAUUACAUGGUAGCAGCAAUGGGGCCAGAAUACCAAAAAUACCUUUGGUGGAAAAAGCAUUUAACCACCCUUCAGCUGCUCCAGUUCACUCUUGUAUUCAUCCAUUCUGCCCAGCUGCUCUGGAUGGAGUGCGGGUACCCAAAAUUCAUUGGAGCUCUGCUGCUGCUCCAUUCUACCAUUUUCUUCGCGUUGUUUUCUCAUUUCUACUACCAAACAUACAACAAGAGCUUAAAACCAAAACAUAUAAAAGCGGAAUAAGUUCGUUUUAGGUUACAUUCGUAUUUAUUAUUUGAAGCAUUUCCUAGCUGAAUUUGAUUUAAAUACCUCACGGCCUGCAUUUCUCACAACAGUCAUUCUUUUUAAUUGUCAGUUACCAAUAAGGUAAUUUCUUCUAAAUUGAAAUAUAUAAACGUACACCUAAAUAGAACAAAAUGUAUUUUGAAAUGAAAAGAAUUCGAUAAUGGUUUUUUAUCUCUCGGUGACUGUUUUUUCUCGUUUGAACACUUAUUCUGGGAUAUCCCUUACCAUUAACAGAAAAAUAUAUUUUUAUUUAUUCCAGUAAUUUAAAAAUAAAGGAAUCACGCUGAUGUUGAAAGCAGGCCUUAUAACGUACAAAUAGACAGAUUAAUGAUGUGUUCAAAGAAAGAUUCGUGGUGGUUGUUAAGUGAAAAAUGAUAUUUAUUUUUAUAAAUAUAAACAUCCACCUCGGAUUUUAUAAAUUGUCAGUUAAAGCGACUGUGAUUGCGACGGAUUUUAAAUGAAAUUUUGCUGAAAUGCCAAAUACGUGUCAUAUUUAUGGUGCACAUUCUAAAAUUUUCACCUAUAUUAUACGAUUUGAAAAAUAUUAUUAAUAAUAUAGGGUGAUUGAUAUAUUUGUUUUAAACUCGUAAGCCCAAUUAAAC
Messenger RNA from Anoplophora glabripennis (Asian longhorned beetle), 1746 nucleotides. Its product is annotated as elongation of very long chain fatty acids protein AAEL008004. The transcript is spliced from 7 exons. The coding region runs from base 227 to 1102 and encodes 291 amino acids. Lineage: Eukaryota; Metazoa; Arthropoda; Insecta; Coleoptera; Cerambycidae. Gene Ontology annotation, cellular component: endoplasmic reticulum membrane. Gene Ontology annotation, molecular function: fatty acid elongase activity. Gene Ontology annotation, biological process: fatty acid elongation, saturated fatty acid; very long-chain fatty acid biosynthetic process; fatty acid elongation, monounsaturated fatty acid. The record is from RefSeq and is a predicted model, not a curated record.